AUGAAUCAACAUCGAACACAUUUUGAAGAUUUACCGAAUGAACUUUUUGGUAUAAUUUUCGAAUAUCUAGCACCACAUGAUCUACUUCAUGGAUUUAAGAAACUCAAUCGACGGUUUCAAUCGAUACUUAUUCAACAGCCACUAAGUUUACCAAACAAUCGAUCGAUGAGUUAUAAACUUUAUUGUAAUUAUUUAACUAAAAUUAUUCCAAGAUAUAUUUCACAAAUUGUUUAUCUUCAUCUCUCUGAACGACGUGCUCCACAUGCAGUUCAACAGUUCAUUGAUAACGUACCAUUAGACAGUCAGUUUUGGCCUGCGUUAAAAGCAGUAACCAUUGAAGAUGUUCCACGUGAUGUCUUUGAAACACUUCUUGCUGAUUGUUCAUUCUUAGCGAACAUUCAAUCAUUAACAUUGGACAGUGGUUUUCAACUAUAUCAUUGUGAUGAAUACAAUGAAUGUGAUGAUUUUGGUAUUGUUAUUCCAAUUCUUGAUUCUUUACCUGAAUUACGUUCACUUUACUUACGAAUUGUUAAUCGACCGGUUAUCUAUGUUAAUUCAACAUCCCAUGAACUUUCUUCUAGAAUGGAUAUUCAUCAAAAUCUACAAAUACUUUCUAUUAAUGAUUGUUCUAGAGAACUACUAGUUGAAUUCUUGAACAAUGGCUAUCUACCACAACUACGUCAAUUACAUGUUUCAAUUACAUGUCACAAGCGUAGUGAUAUGUCAAUCGAUCUACCAAAUCCGAUUCCAUUGAAACAAGUUUUUGCGCCUGAAUUACGUCAAGUGAACAUAAAACUAUUCACUGGUGUGACUUGGUUUUUAAUAUUUUUCGAAGAUCUUCAACGGCAUAGUCAACUGGAUUGUUUCAAUUUAUCAGGUCAUGUACGAUUCACUAACAAUAGUAGUUUUCCUCGAGUUGCAGCAUUACAAAGAUGGUUAACAUUGACAAAAUCAAAUAUAUUUCAAUUUCGAAUGAAACUAAGUGCUAAUUAUAAUCUUGGUGCUCAAUCAGUUCUAGAAGAUAUCUGCGCUGAAUAUCGACGAGCAACUGGUGAUGAAUAUUCAGCAGGAUAUGGAAAUAUAGAUAUUCGUUAUCCUGAAAUGUCUUUUUCGUAUCCACCAGUAAAGGAUGAUAAUAUUGCAGAUGAACCAGUAGUUAUGGAUGAAGGUGAAGAUAAUUCAACCAGUAGUGAUAAUAAUAUUUCGGAUGAACCAGUAGUCAUGGAUGUAGAUGAAAGUAAUUCAACGACGAGUGAUGAGUGGUUUCGAGGUGAACCAUUGGAUGAAAAUAUUAAAGAAAUGGAACUUUCUGAAUGCGAUUAUGUCAAUAAUGGAUUAUUCAAAGAAUUACAAGAAAUACCUUGUUGGCAUCGUUUACAGAGAAUUACGAUCGAUUAUGAAGUUCCUAUGAAUGAAAAUUAUGUUUUUGGUAAGAAACUCACACGUUUAGCACAUGUUGUUCAAUGUUCACCACAACUACGAGAACUUUACAUCGAACAAAAUUUACAAUAUGGUCGUGCUCUAGCAUCGAAUACAGAACUUGGUAUUUUACUUGCCUGUAAAUUGGAAGUCUUUUGUUAUACUGUCAGUCAUGACAAUAGUUCACUUGGUGAUCUUGCUCAAAUUGUCGAUACUCUUUUUAGUCAUUCAUCGUUACCACCUUGUUUAAAAGAAUUAAUUUUAAAAGUUAAUGGACAUCCAAGUACUUGGCUUUCUACGAAACAUUUAGUUCGAUGGAUCGCCAAACUCUUCAAACGUUUUCCUGUUUUAAUUCAUUUUACUUUAAACUGUCAACCCCGUGAAGCCUAUGAGGAUAAUGAAUAUAGUUUAUCAAAAUUAGCUCCUAAAUGGUUUGGUGUUUCUUUACUUAGUCGACGAAUACGACCAGGUCAAAUAGAAUACAGACAUAAACCACAUUCGCUUGAUAUUUGGUUGUAA
Messenger RNA from Adineta steineri, 1938 nucleotides. Lineage: Eukaryota; Metazoa; Rotifera; Eurotatoria; Adinetida; Adinetidae. The record is from the annotation of a GenBank genome assembly.